Molecule: messenger RNA, 2418 nt
Organism: Oryzias latipes (Japanese medaka)
Lineage: Eukaryota; Metazoa; Chordata; Actinopteri; Beloniformes; Adrianichthyidae
Product: transforming growth factor beta-3 proprotein
Biological process (GO): regulation of cell population proliferation; transforming growth factor beta receptor signaling pathway
Cellular component (GO): extracellular region
Molecular function (GO): transforming growth factor beta receptor binding; cytokine activity; growth factor activity
Source: RefSeq, a predicted model, not a curated record
AAAAACCGCUGGAUGUUCACAUCUGCAGCAGUGCAGGUGUCAGCAUCCACAUGUUCUUACGUCACCGGUCAUCCCAGAGCAAAGCGCGGGGACCUGAAGGAGCUGAAAAGUUUCCGUAACAAAGCCGCACGCUCUCUGUGGCCACGCCUCCUUCAGCAAACCUUUAUAGAGCUCACAUGUCACGAGGCCACAGCUCCGCACUUUUCACGCGCGCCGCACCCGAGACAUCCAUUCACAGACGAGAACAGAAAUGUCUGGAUGAGGAGGAAGUCUGCUGGAAGCUGCCAGCCGGAGUUGUUCCAGGAUGCAGCAGAGAGACCGUUUCUCAUGCGGGACAGUCCGCUCCAAAUCUCUGAGCUGAGGGAUGCCAGCACGCACACGGAUUUCUAAGUGGACGCGCGUGCUUCGAGUUAGUCGUUAGUUAUCUAAAAAGGUUUAAAUAUAUAUUAAAGCACCAGAAGGAGUUUAAAGUUUUCUUCUUGAGAUCUUAGUCUUCACAUUUCUACUUCACAAAGAUGCAUUUGGCUAAAGCUUUAGUGGUUCUUCUCGUCCUCCACUGCGCCACUUUGAGCUCAUCCCUCUCGACCUGCGCCACCGUGGACAUUGACCACGUGAAACGGAAGAGGGUUGAAGCAAUACGAGGUCAAAUUCUCAGCAAACUCCGACUAACGAGCCCCCCGCACUCCCAGGGACCCAGCAAGAUCCCCUAUCAGGUCCAGGCGCUGUACAACAGCACCAAGCAGCUGCUGGAGGAGCUGGAGCGGAACCGGCAGCAGAGCUGCGGGCAGGACAACGCGGAGACGGAGUACUACGCCAAAGAGAUCUACAAGUUCAACAUGAUCUACGGAUCUCCAGAGAACAACGAUCUGCUCUACUGCCCAAAAGGAAUCACCUCCAAGGUUUUCCACUUCAACGUGUCGGCCAUGGAGAGGAACUCCACCAACCUCUUCAGGGCCGAGUUGCGAGCCCUGAGGGUCCCCAAUCCAAGCGCCAAGAGGAAUGAGCAGCGGAUCGAGCUCUACCAGAUCAUGCGGCCGAACGAGCCCGUUCGAAAGCAGCGCUACAUCGGAGCCAAGCACGUGCAGACCAAAGGCACCCCGGAGUGGGUCUCCUUUGACGUCACGGAGACCGUACGGGAAUGGCUGAUGAACCCAGGAUCCAAUCUGGGCUUGGAGAUCAGCGUCCACUGUCCCUGCCACACCUUCAGGCCGAACGGGGACAUCAUUGACAAUGAAAACGAGGUUCUGGAGGUAAAGUUCAAAGGGGUGGAUGGAGACGAGGAGCCCAGCCGCCUGGAUCUCGAUCAACUAAAGAGGAAGAAGGAUCUUUAUGUUCCUCACCUCAUCCUCAUGAUGAUCCCCCCGCAUCGCCUGGACGCUCAAACCACGCGUCGGCGCAAGCGAGCGCUGGACGCCAACUACUGCUUCUCAAACGCUGAGGAGAGCUGCUGCGUUCGCCGCCUUCACAUCGACUUCCGGCGGGAUCUGGACUGGAAGUGGAUCCACGAGCCCAGCGGUUACGAUGCCAACUAUUGCUCCGGGCCGUGUCCCUAUCUGCGGAGCUCGGACACCACGCACAGCUCGCUCCUGAGUUUGUACAACACGCUGAACCCGAGCGCGUCGGCCUCUCCCUGCUGCGUCCCUGCAGACCUGGAACCCCUGACCAUCCUCUACUACUCUGGACGGACGCCUAAAGUGGAGCAGCUCUCCAACAUGAUCGUCAAGUCCUGCAAGUGCAGCUGAAGGGACGCUGGAGGCGGCGUCCACGGCGGGAUUCAUGAGGUACAGAAGCCACUGGAACCCUGGGACUGGUGGUGGAACUGCAGCAAAUCCUGAAGGAGACCUGAAGGAGUCUGAUCUGAACCCAGAGACGCAGAGCUUUUCUGGAGACGCUUUCUUUCUGUCUUCCAUCCCAGUUAGUUCUAAAUGUACAGCAGCUGUGACCACUUUCAGGUUCCUUCACUGAACUCGAUCAAGAAAGAGUCGUGGCUCUUAAAGAACGGAGAACCUGCUUCAUCCUUAGGACUUAUUUAAGAUCAGAACCUCUAUUGUGAAAAGUGGAUCAAUAAAUUGUAAAUGAGGGAAAUUUGAGGUGUUUAAUGAUGAUGCUUUCGUCCGGAUUUUUAAUCAUCUUUUUCUUAGUUUGCUUUAAAGUAACUGUCUUCAGAUGUUUUUUUUAGUUCUCCAUCAUGUGACCAGCUGUCUUCCGCCGUCAUCAUUUUUCCCUCUUUUUUGUUGAAAGUCUUUCAUCCAGCCGAGCAGAACCUUUCUCCCUGAAAGAUCAGGAUCUCCGUCAUGAAUCCGCUUUGCUGUCACGGUGGUCCACGCCGUGCAGCAGAUCCCAAUCAUUUUCCCUUGGUUACUCAAAGCCUUUCACUGUUGAAAAAGCUCCAUCAUAAUAAAAUUGUCAUGAAAAGAA